This is a messenger RNA of Microdochium trichocladiopsis, 1104 nucleotides long. Its product is annotated as phosphatidic acid phosphatase type 2/haloperoxidase. The record is from RefSeq and is a predicted model, not a curated record. Bases 1 to 1104 code for a protein of 367 amino acids. Lineage: Eukaryota; Fungi; Ascomycota; Sordariomycetes; Xylariales; Microdochiaceae. Gene Ontology annotation, molecular function: phosphatidate phosphatase activity. The transcript has 2 exons. Gene Ontology annotation, biological process: phospholipid metabolic process.
AUGGCCUCCCGUCCGACCUUUGGCCAGUGGCUCAAGCACACCUGGCUCGACAUCCUCACUAUGGCCGCCAUGGGUGCCAUCGGCCUCGGCGUCUACAUGGCCCACCCGGCCGCCAACCGGUCCUUCCCCGUCACCUUUUCCGACGGCGAGGUCGUCUACCCGCAGUUCGCCUACCCGCUGCGCAAGGAGAUCAUCCCCAUAGUCGCUGCCGCCGUCAUGGCCGCCCUGAUCCCCAUCGCCAUCAUCCUGCUCAUGCAGAUCCGCGUGCGCUCCUUCUGGGACGUCAACAACGGCGUCCUGGGCCUGCUGUACUCGCUCAUCACGGCCGCCGUGUUCCAGGUCUUUGUCAAGUGGCUCAUCGGCGGCCUGCGCCCGCAUUUCCUCGACGUGUGCAAGCCGGACCCGAGCAGGCUUACCGGCCAGCAGCGCGACAUCUACGACGCCACUGGCUACCUGAACCUGUACUACACCAAGGACAUCUGCACGGGCGACCCGGACGAGAUUGACGACUCGCUCGAGUCGAUGCCCUCUGGCCACACCACCGCCGCGUUUGCCGGCUUCGUCUACCUGUACCUGUACCUGAACGCCAAGCUCAAGGUCUUUGGCAACCACCAUCCCGCGAUGUGGAAGCUCAUCAUCAUCUACAUGCCCAUCCUCGGCGCGUGCCUGAUCGGCGGCGCCCUCACCAUCGACGAGUACCACAACUGGUACGACGUCUUCGCGGGCGCCGUCAUCGGCACCGUCAUGGCCUUCUCGGCCUACCGCAUGGUCUACGCUGCCAUCUGGGACUGGCGCUUCAACCACAUCCCCCUGCACCGCAACAUGCCCUUCCGCUACGACGGGUCCGACGACCUGUCGGACGCCGUGUUCACGCACAAGGCUGGCUGGGGCGAGAAUGUUGGUGUCGGCACUGGUGCUGCCAGUGGUGCUGCUGCCGGUGGUGCCGGGGGAUAUCAGACGGGUGCGAGCAGCGGGUAUGCUGCCAACAACGGCGCGGGUAAUGGUUACUCGAAUGGAUAUGAGACUGGACACCACCAUGGCCACCACGGCAGCGGUAUGAACCGUGUUCCCGUUGGCGGAAGACGCAGCCAGGAUAUUGUUUAA